CAUGGAAACUGAAAUAAAGAUAAAAAAUGAACUCGUGAAAAUCAUUUACAAUCUUGAGAAAACAAUCAAAGUUUGGAUUGUUAUUAGUGUUAUUAUCCAUCAAUAGAAUAAAGUAUUAACUUUAAAAUUUGUUAUUUUUCUUUCUCUUCAUCAUAAAUAAAAAAAAUCUGAUCGCUAACCUCUAGUCAUGUAAAUCUCAAUGCUAUUUGCAUUUAGCUCUUUCGCGUUAUUAACUUUUUAGUAUCGUCCUGGCACGAAUUAAACCUUAUUUAGCUUGAUUGACCAACUCUAAAUUGUGAUCUACAAAAAACACAUAAUCCGAAUGUUCAUCAACUGCUCAUGACCUGAUGAACUUUCAUUUUAGUUAAACAGUUGAACUUCUUGUUGGUGUUUUGGUGCUUGUGUAUUGAGAUAAUAUUGUGAUCGACAUAAAAGUUUUUCCUUAACUGCUAUUAAUAGUUAUCCCUUUUGUUUUUGUAUAAUAACCUUCAUCAAACUUUCGUGUUUUGACCAUCCGAAGAAGAAACUCUUGACCCUCUCAAUUGAAAUAUCAAAAACAAAUAAUCUUUUCAUCAAUUUUUUAUAAUUAUUACCAUGGUGUCAGCUUAAUUCUUUCGCAUAAACUUCUUCAACAUUUCAAACGAAAAAUGAAUUUCUAUGUUAAAUAACAAGAAAAAAGUUUGAUUAUUUCAUCAGCUUCGAAAAUGAUCCCAUGGAUUUCUCAAUAGUUUAAUGUUCAAUUCACUUUCUACCGUCAAAGUUGAUUCACUCCAAACUCAAACCUCUAAUACCACAGCACUUUAAUAAUAAUUCAGUAAUUCGUCGAUUCUCAUGAUAGUUAUUUAUUGUCUUACACAACGAUAAAAUCAUGAGUUGAAAGUUUACCAUUAUUUUUACUCUUGGUAACAUGUACAAUUCUUGUUACUCUGUUUGUGGAUUUCGCUCAAAAUUUUAAAUACUCAGUUUUUCAUCUGGAUGGAUAACUGAUCGUUCCAUCGGAUUGUAUAAUUUUUAUUUUGAGAAAAAGUUCAUCACUUUACAGCAAUAUAUAUAUACCUGUAUAUGUGUAUUCAUGUUUCUCUGUGUUACCUGUGCUUGUAUAUUCAACACUUGGACUGUGGAUGUGACUUGGAUUGAAUAACGAUAAGCUAAGAAAAGUUUUAUCAAAUUAUUCUAUUAACCGUUGAGAGAAUCGUGUAACAUUGUUAUUCAUAUGAUAUUUGUGUUCUGUUUCAAUCUUCAGGAUAGAUAAUCAAACUUUGUUUUGCCAUAGAAAGAGAGAAACAAAAAAUUACAAGUAACCUGUUCAAUCUCAAAUUUUUAUCGUUAGUCAACAACGAAUCUGAUAUAAGCAAAAGAUCAUCUCUAUCUUCUGGAAUGAAAUUUUUCUACAUGAAAUUGUGUUUAUAUUAUUAUCAUCUCUUUUAUUACUAUUACACAUUUACCUGUUAUCAUGUUUUCGGUUCACAAAUUCAACCUGAACCUAAUACAAUGGUUGAUGAUGCGAAAUUUUCAGAAAGCCGUCCAUGUGCCUCAUCAGAGUUUCGCUGUCACAAAGGAGGUUGUAUUUCACUUCAAUGGCACUGUGAUUCUGAUAUCGAUUGCAAAGAUGGAUCUGAUGAACUUGAUUGCGACCAAGUUCCCAUGGAUCAUGUAACUUGUCCAAUUGGCAAAUAUCGCUGUCGUAACGGUCGCUGUAUUGCUGAAGCUUACCAUUGUGAUGGAGAUAAUGAUUGCGGAGAUUGGUCAGAUGAGGAUAAAUGCGAAAGUAAAGUAGAGUGUCAAAGUGGUGAAUUCACUUGUUCCAAUGGAGGUUGUAUCAAUCAGGAAUGGAAAUGUGAUGGAGAUAAAGACUGUGACGAUGGUUCAGACGAAAAAGAUUGUCCAUCCAGAUCUUGUACAGAAGAUCAGUUUCGAUGUCAUUCAGGUCGAUGUAUUCGAGCUUCUUGGAGGUGCGAUGGUGACGCUGAUUGUAGUGAUAAUUCUGAUGAGAAAGGUUGUGGCUAUCGAACUGAAUGUUUAACUGGACAAUUUAAAUGCGAUGACGGUACUUGUAUAAGCCAAUAUUUUGUUUGCAAUGGUGCACCAAAUUGUCCUGAUGGUUCAGAUGAAGAUGUUAACAAAACGUGUCUCAGUUCAACACCAUGUAGAGAUGAUGGUUUCCCCUGUCAACAUUUAUGUCUUGCCUCUGAUUCUGGUCAUCAUUGUGGAUGUAAAAAAGGUUAUGAAUUGGCCAGUGAUGGUCAUUCUUGCCUUGAUAUUGAUGAAUGUUUUUCCCAUCAACUUUCAUGUUCCCAAAGGUGUGAAAAUAAUGUUCCAGGAUUUCAGUGUUUCUGUACUGAAGGAUAUACCAUGAGUGAAGAUAAAAUUUCAUGUAAAGCAAAUGGACCUGAGCCAUAUAUCAUUUUCGCCAAUAGAGUGGACAUAAGACGGGUUACACUUGAUGCCUCUGAUUAUACUGCAAUGGUAAGUGAUCUUCAAAAUGUGAUUGCCUUGGAUUUUCAUUAUGCUAGACAGUUAAUUGUCUGGUCAGAUAUUACAACGGACACCAUUUAUAUUGCUCAUCUUAAUGGUUCCUCUCAACGAGCCAUCAUCUCAUCGGGUCUUGUUUCGCCCGGUGGAUUGGCAGUUGAUUGGUCAUCUGAUAGACUUUACUGGACAGAUUCGGGAACAGGUCGAAUUGAGUUUGCCAAUUUGAUCGAUGGUUCCAUGAGAAAGGUACUUUUUUGGCGUAAUAUUGAAAAACCUCGUGCAAUUGUGGUUAAUCUUGAGGAAUCAUCACUUUACUGGAUCGAUUGGGGUUCACCACCUCGUAUUGAAACAGCUCAUUUUGAUGGUUCUGGUCGAGAGUCGAUAGUUUAUACAAGCCUUUUCUGGCCUAACGGGUUAACAAUUGACUAUCCAGCAUCGAGACUUUAUUGGACCGAUGCUAAACAUCAUCUAAUUGAAUGCUCAAAACUUGAUGGUUCUGAUAGACGAUCAAUUAUUCAAGGCGAAACUGCUCUACCUCAUCCUUUUGCUAUAACCGUUUUUGAAGAUAUCAUUUAUUGGACUGAUUGGCGGACAAAGUCAAUCAAUUCAGCUCACAAAUUGACCGGAAAAGAUAUAACCACUGUCCAUGGUCAACUUCAUUCACCAAUGGAUCUUUUAAUAGUUCAUCCACUUCGUCAAGCUAAAGUAUUUGAUAAAUGUUUUCCAUCAUCACCAUCAUCAUUAUCAUUACCAUCAGCUGCCUCUUCAUCAUCAUCAACUUCAUCUUUUUCCUCUUUACAAGGAUCCUCUUCAUCUUCAUCAUCUUCCUCAUCUUUAUCACCAUCUCAUUGUUCCCAUAUUUGCCUAGCCAAUAACGUGACUUUUACCUGUGCCUGUCCAACGGGUUUUAGUUUAUCUCCUGAUGGAUCAACUUGCAAUAGUAAACCGGAAACUUUUUUACUUUUCACUCGACGAAAUGAUAUCCGUUGGUUGUGUCUUGAUUGUCCAGAUGAAGAUAAUAUUGAUGUUGUCCUUUCAUUAUCCAAUAUAAAUUCUGCUGUUUCCCUUGAUUGGGAUUAUCCAUCAUUAUCAAUCUUUUGGUCAGAUGUAACUAAUGAUACAAUUAAUCGAGCCGAUUGGGAUGGAGUUAAGCAAACGGUUAUCGCAGGUCAACCAAUGGACUCACCUUCAGGUUUAUCGGUUGAUUGGAUUGGACAUAAUGUUUAUUGGUCUGAUUCGGGUAGAAAUACAAUUGAAGUUGCUCUUUACGAUGGUGGUAUAAGAUCAGUUGUUAUCUGGUCUGGACUUGAUCGUCCUCGUGAUGUUGUUGUUGAUUCAAUGGUUUCAUUAAUGUUUUGGAUUCAUCGUGAAGGAACCAAUUCAAAGAUUGAAAAAUCAGGUAUGGAUGGUGGUGAACGUAAAGUAAUCUUAUCACAUAAUCUUACCUGGCCUCAUGGGAUGACACUUGACCUUUACGAGAGGAGACUUUAUUGGUCUGAUAUUGGUGCUAAAACGAUUGAAUCAUCUGAUUAUGAUGGUAAAUAUCGUUUCACUCUAAUAUCGGGUCAUGUUAAAAAUCCAUUUGGAUUAGCGAUUCAUGAUCGUUACUUAUAUUGGACUGACUGGGAAUUGAAGACUAUCCAGAAAACUGAUAAGAUGAGAGGUGAAGAUAGUAAAAUAUUGCUCAAAGGAUUAGAUAAUCUUAUGGAUAUACAAGUUUUCCACUCUCAUCGUCCCAAUCGAUCAUCACCCUGUUCAGGUUCACCCUGUCAGCAACUUUGCCUUCUAUCGCCCACUGUGCCUGGUUUUAGAUGUGCCUGUUCAACUGGACUCGCUCUCGGUUCGGAUAAAAGAUCAUGUGCCACCGAUAUGGUCAAAUUUCUUAUUACAGCAUCUCGAACCUCAAUUCGUCGAAUGUCCCUUGAUGUACCAUAUUAUGCUGAUGUUGUUGUUCCAACGACUGGUGUUAACCUUUCAAAUGCCCUUGUAUUGGACAUUUAUCCGCCCGAAGCAACAGUCUUUUGGUCUGAUACAGAUACAGAUACAAUCUAUAGAGCUCGUUAUGAUAUUUCUGGUACAUCAGGGGAAAAGUCAAUUGUUGAAGAGGUUAUUUCAAUUGGACUUGGUGAUGUUAAUGGUAUUGCAGUUGAUUGGAUUGGUGGUAAACUUUACUGGACCGAUGCAGGUCGUAAAAGGAUUGAAGUGUCAAAUCUUGAUGGUUCAUCGAGAAAAUCACUUAUAUGGACUGAUCUUGAUUCACCAAGAGCAAUUGUUUUACAUUACUCUUCGGGUUACAUGUUUUGGACCGAUUGGGGUUCGGUGACACGUAUUUCACGUGCUGAUAUGGAUGGUUCAAGAAGAGCACUUUUACUUGACUCAGGUUUAGGUUGGAUAAAUGGUCUAGCAGUUUAUCAAAGUACAACUUCGGGUGGAGCUAAAUUACUUUGGGUUGAUUCUCAGCUUCAUACACUUGAGAUGGCUGAUAUAAAUGGUGCUAAUAGAAAAGUUUUACUCUCAAAUUUACCUGCACCUUAUGGGAUAACGGUUAUUGGUGAUGAAAUAUAUUGGACAGAUUGGGAGACUCGAUCGAUUCAUAGGGUUAUCGGUGAAGAUCCGAGGACUUCGACAAUAUUACUCUCCGGGCUAACAAAUAUCGCUGAUCUAACGGGUAUUGAUAUGAAAAGUUUAGAGGCUAAAAAGCAAACCGAUGUUUGUAAGGCAAAUAAUGCUGGAUGUUCACAUCUUUGCUUACGGAAUUCAUGGGGCUAUUCGUGUGCCUGUCCAACGGGUUAUCAACUUUUAUCUGACAAGAAAACAUGCUCAUCCAAUUUAACGGCAUUUCUAUUAUUUGCGAGUAAGAAAAGUUUAAGAAGAAUAGCAUUAAACACUGAGGUUAAUACAUUUGCCGAUGUUUACCUGCCGAUAACCGAUGUUACCAAUGCGGUUGCGAUUGAUUUUGAUUAUCAAGAUCGAAUGAUUUUCUUUUCCGAUAUCUCUCUCCAUUUGAUACGUCGAACUGAUUUUGAUGGUACUAAAGUAACAAAUGUAAUAUCAUCAGAUUUGGUUCGACCUGAUGGUUUAGCUUUUGAUUGGGUUGCGAAUAAUUUAUAUUGGUCCGAUACUGGAAGAAAUGUUAUUGAAGUUUGUCGAGCUGAUGGUAGUUCGAGAAGGAUAAUUAUCGAUCUAAAUUUAGAUGAACCUCGAGCGUUAGCCCUUUAUCCUAAAAAAGGAUUUCUCUUCUGGACUGAUUGGGGUAAAUCACCCAAAAUAGAGAGAUCAUUUCUUGAUGGAUCAGCUCGAACAUCAUUAAUUACUAGUGAUCUUGGUUGGCCUAAUGGAAUCACUGUUGAUUAUGAGGUUGAUCAAAUCUAUUGGGUUGAUGCUCAACUCGACAGAAUCGAGGCAAGUGACUUUGAAGGAUCAUCGAGACGAACCAUUAUCAAAGAUAUUUCUCAUCCUUUUGGCCUAACCAUUUACGGGCCUCAUGUUUAUUGGACUGAUUGGCAAAUUAAAGCCAUCGAAAGAAGCGAUAAGGACGGUAAACGUUCAGCCAAGGAACUAAUUGUCGAUAAUAUUGAAUAUCUUAUGGAAAUUAAAAUGGUUGCACCUUCAAGGCAACCAGGAACUAAUCCAUGUGGAAUUGGUAAUGGAGGUUGUACUCAUUUGUGCCUAUUUCGACCUCAGGGUUAUAUUUGUGCCUGUCCCACUGUUCAAGAUUCGAGACCUUGCUCUCAAGUUCCUGGUGAUAUUCUUAACCUGGAAUCAAGUUCAACAGUUUCAACAAGCAAAAAAGGUAAUCCUAUCAAUGGUAAUGGAAACUUGCCUGAGAAUCAAGAUUAUGAUGAUAAUAAGAAACACAAUCGAAAUGAAAUUGGAAGCAAAGAAUGCUCUGGAAAUGGAACAUCAUCUUCAUCAUCUAAUUCUGGUUGCCUUUCUCUUGGCAUUUCCCUAGACGAUCCUUUUUUACAAAUGGCUUACAUAGCCACAGCAGCGGCCUUAUUAUUAUUGACCUUACUUUUAGCAUCGAUUGGGUUAAUUAUCGUUAAAAGGAAAUAUUCAUCCAAUGUUUCAUCUGAAGAUGCUCGUUCAUCUACUUCAGAGAUUAUCGAUAAAGUAUAUCCACCUAUUUGUAAUCAAUCCCUCCCACACCCAACACUUUACUCACAAGCAAUUGAAUCAAAUGUUAAUCGAGGUACAACUCGUUCACCUAAUUUAAUAACACCACCUUCACCUCAACUAAUAAACCAAAAUAUAUCUGAUAUUUAUCAUCAAUCUCAUCGUAUUCAGCAACAGCAACAAUUUUAUUCAUCACAUCAUAUUACUGGUGAUUUACAUUCACAACAUGAACAGAAUACCUCCUUUGAAACUGGUGAUGAUGAUGAUGAUGACGAUGAUAAUAAUAACAACACCAAUAAUGAUGAACAGUAUCAACAGCAAAGUCACAGAGGUUUAAAUCAUCAAGAAUCAAUUGAAAUGUCACCACAACGAGGUUAUAAUUUAUUGAAUCAAGAGAUUUACAGUGAAGAUGAAAAAAUUGGCUUCAACAGUAGCUUUGAAAGUUAUCCGAGUUACAAAAAUUGGGAUGAACCAGGAAUCCUCCUUUCAAUACCCGAUUUAACUGCUUCCUCGACACCUCGAAAAAUAAUGUUUGGAGGAGGAGGUGAAAGACCAAUUGAUGGUCGUAGUGAGACAUUUGAAAGUCGAGGAGGUUUUGUUGGCAGUGGUGGUGGUGGUGGUGGAAGUGUAAUACCAUUCAUGAUGGGAUCAAACAGAAACAAUAACAUCAAUUUCAACAAUAAGCAUAAUCACAAUGAGAGUAAUAAUAUAAAUUAUUCAACUGCAAUGAGAAGAUCAAUCUCAUCAAUACAUUCAUCUAAUUUACCACUUCCUCCUCCUCCACAUCACCAUCAACAACAACAACUACAACAGCAACAUGAAUCAACUCGACAGCCACCCUUUACCCUGAAUAUAAUUCCAACACCUUAUCACAUUUUCCAGUCUCUUCCUCAGUCAGGUGAUCAUCAGAAUAGGAUAAACUAUGAUAAGAAAAAUAUUUCUAAUGAUAUAAGAAGAGGUAAAACUAAGAAUCAACAACAAGCCCACUCUCAACAGAAUCAAUAUCUCCACCAUCAUACACAACAAAAUCAACAACAGCAACAACAACGUCAACAGCGACAACAAAAUCGACGAAAGUUUAAAUUCAAUUCUCUUCAUGCAUCACCAGUUACCAAACGUUCAUUUUCACCUCAUCCACUUUAUCGUCAUCCAUCAUUCCAUUCAAUUGAAACUGAUAUAUGAACACUGAGAGAGUAUAAAGUAAAGACAAAUAAGAUGAAUAAACUUUUGGAUGGAGAGAGAGAAAUAGAUAAAAGUUCUGAGAAAAUGAAGAAGAAAAAUAUAUCUAAAUAACAUUGGAUAGAAAGUACAUGUUCUUUCAAUUUCUUUUUCGAUUUUUUUUUCUUCAUCUUCAUGUCCUAGAUUUUCAUCUUCUCCUUUUCCUCAUAAUAAUUGUAAUCUCAAGCUCAAUCAUCUUCUUCAUCUUCAUCUUCAUCUUCUCCCUUCUAUCCAAUAUUGGAAAAAAAGGAGAAAGCAAAACAUUGAGAAAAGUUUUCUCAUUUUCCGUUUCCUCUUCUUCUUAAUUUAUAACAUGUAACAAUUAAUCAGAUGAUUUAUAUAUAAUUGUGUUGAUAAGAAAACAAAAAUAUUCGAAACACUUUGAUAUAAGAAAAUUGACAAAAAUUGUAAAACAAUUAAAUUAAAUUUUCCUCUCAACAUGUAA
This is a messenger RNA of Panonychus citri (citrus red mite), 8251 nucleotides long. Its product is annotated as low-density lipoprotein receptor-related protein 4-like. The coding region runs from base 1378 to 7770 and encodes 2130 amino acids. Gene Ontology annotation, molecular function: protein binding; calcium ion binding. Lineage: Eukaryota; Metazoa; Arthropoda; Arachnida; Trombidiformes; Tetranychidae. The transcript is spliced from 10 exons. The record is from RefSeq and is a predicted model, not a curated record.